Diversispora eburnea is the source of this 632-nucleotide messenger RNA. The record is from the annotation of a GenBank genome assembly. NCBI's taxonomy places the organism in Eukaryota, Fungi, Glomeromycota, Glomeromycetes, Diversisporales, Diversisporaceae.
GAGAAGAUAAUGGAGGUUAUUCACCUUUCAUUACUAAUAUGUUGGAUACAAUCGUGGCUUUAACAUAUCAAAUUGCGGAUCGAGCGUAUCGAUUACAAUACGGUCAACCUAUAAAUUCAAAACUCACAUAUAAUAGAUUAAUAAGAGUUAUAGCGGGAGAAAUAUAUCGAGCCAUAUUGUUUAUGAAUUAUUUGGUGGUGGCCACUGUAAUUUAUAUUGUUCCAAUUUUUGGACCAUUAAUAUCAUUCAUGUAUUUUUGUUGGAUAUACGCUUAUUAUAGAUGGACAUUGGAACAAAGAAUAGAAUACUUUGAAGAAAGAUGGUCUUAUUUUGCCGGAUUUGGUUUUACAUUUACUGCGAUAACGUUCUUUGUUGAUCAAUUUCUAAGUGCCGGAGUAUUUGCACUUCUUUUCCCACUUUAUAUAAUUAUGGCCAAUAAUGCGCUUCCCAUGCCAAGACAAAAUGAGAGUGCCCGAUUUUCGACAUUUAUGCCUUACAAAUUACGAAUUUUCUGGGUGGCCAAAAAAUUGAAUGAUGGAAUAAUUAAUAGUUUCAAAAAACGAGCCAAUAGUGGAAAUAAGUCAACGACGACGACACGAACAAGGAUAAAAAAUGAUGUUACUUCCAAUUGA